GUGGGGCUAGGGUAGAGCCUGAGGAUUAGGGAGGGACCCUGAGCCUUUCAGGCAGGAACGAAGUCUUCCUCUAUUUAAGAGGAGGCAGUCAGAGCCUCGGGUAGUACUGUGCUACUGCAGGUUCUCCUUCCACCCUCCUCAUGACUACUCCCACACAGCCAUGUGGGGAGCCUUCUUGCUGCUGCUGAGCCUCAAACUGCAGUUGUCUCUUAGCAUCAUCCCAGUGGAGGAGAAGAACCCAGACUUCUGGAACCAAAAAGCGAAGGAGGCCCUGGAUGUUGCCAAGAAGCUGCAGCCCAUUCAGACAUCAGCCAAGAACCUCAUCAUCUUCCUGGGGGACGGCAUGGGGGUGUCCACAGUGACAGCUACUCGGAUCCUAAAGGGACAGUUGAAUGGUCACCUAGGACCUGAGACACCCCUAGCCAUGGACCACUUCCCAUAUAUGGCUCUGUCCAAGACGUACAACACAGACAUGCAGAUCCCGGACAGCGCAGGCACAGCCACAGCCUUACUCUGCGGCGUCAAAACGAAUUUCAAGGUCAUUGGCUUGAGUGCAGCUGCAUACUUUGACCAGUGUAACACAACAUGGGGCAAUGAGGUCAUCUCUGUGAUGCAUCAUGCUAAGAAAGCAGGAAAGUCUGUGGGAGUGGUGACCACCACAUCGGUGCAGCACGCCUCUCCAGCUGGCACCUACGCACACACAGUGAACCGUAAUUGGUACUCGGAUGCAGAAAUGUCGGUCUCGGCACUGCAGGAGGGCUGCAAGGACAUCUCUAUACAGCUCAUCUCCAACACGGACAUUGAUGUGAUCCUCGGUGGUGGCCGCAAAUUCAUGUUUCCCAAGGGGACGCCAGACCAGGACUAUCCAGCUAACCCUGGCCAGGCUGGAACCAGGCUGGAUGGACGCAACCUAGUUCAAGAGUGGCUGGCAAAGCACCAGGGGGCCCGGUAUGUUUGGAACCGCACGGAGCUCAUUCGGGCAUCCAUGGAUCCAUCUGUGACACAUCUCAUGGGCCUCUUUGAGCCGGAAUUCAUGAAAUAUGACAUCUACCGAGACCCAUCCCAGGACCCUUCCCUGGCGGAGAUGACAGAGGUGGCCGUGCGCAUGCUCAGUAGGAACCCCCAUGGCUUCUAUCUCUUUGUGGAAGGGGGCCGCAUCGACCAUGGCCACCAUGAAUCUAUAGCGUAUCAUGCACUGACUGAAGCGGUCAUGUUCGACUCUGCUGUUGACAAGGCGAAUAGGCUCACCAGUGAGCAGGACACGAUGAUCCUUGUCACCGCUGACCACUCCCACGUCUUCUCUUUUGGUGGCUACACAUAUAGGGGGACCUCCAUCUUUGGUCUUGCUCCCUUCAAGGCUCAGGAUGGCAAAUCCUUUACCUCGAUCCUAUACGGCAACGGGCCCGGCUACAGGCUCCAUAAUGGUGUCCGGGCAGAUGUCACUGAUGAGGAGAGCAGCAACUUCUCGUACCAGCAGCAGGCAGCUGUGCCCUUGGCCAGCGAGACCCAUAGUGGCGAGGACGUGGCGGUAUUCGCGCGUGGCCCGCAGGCGCACCUAGUGCACGGAGUGCAAGAGCAGAACUACUUCGCGCACGUCAUGGCCUUCGCAGGCUGCCUGGAGCCCUACACCGACUGCGGCCUGGCGCCCCCUGCCGGCCAGAGCGGCGCAGCGAGCCAGGGCCAGACCACGCAGCUGUUCGUGUUGGCGGGAACAAUGCUGAUGCUGCUGGUGGUAGCUAAACCCUGA
Acomys russatus (golden spiny mouse) is the source of this 1747-nucleotide messenger RNA. Its product is annotated as alkaline phosphatase, germ cell type-like. The transcript is spliced from 11 exons. Bases 161 to 1747 code for a protein of 528 amino acids. Gene Ontology annotation, molecular function: alkaline phosphatase activity. Gene Ontology annotation, cellular component: plasma membrane. The record is from RefSeq and is a predicted model, not a curated record. NCBI's taxonomy places the organism in Eukaryota, Metazoa, Chordata, Mammalia, Rodentia, Muridae. Gene Ontology annotation, biological process: dephosphorylation.